Amoebophrya sp. A25 is the source of this 6635-nucleotide messenger RNA. Lineage: Eukaryota; Dinophyceae; Syndiniales; Amoebophryaceae. The record is from the annotation of a GenBank genome assembly.
GUCAGCACCAUGCAACGAGAUGAAGAAGCAAGAUGAACAACAUGAAGGAGGCUCAUCUACGCCUCCAACUCUAGAACGUUCUUGCUCUACUACAGCGUCUAUUGCUGCUGCACCUCCUCCUCUGCCUCAAACUCAGAGUUCUUCGUCACAAAUGCGUGCUGCGUCAUCUACUUCUACAAGUGCGCACCAAUCCCUCCUACAAGUUUCCCGCAAUAGUGCGUCAUCUACUUAUAUAAGUUCGCCAGCCGCCUUACUAGAGGACUAUCGAGUAUUCCAGCUCCGUUGGGAUUGUCCGCACAAUACUCGCAGAUUCGCGUCGCCACAACAUCUUAGAAGUCGCAGGGACCACAAGACGAGAACAGUGCCACAUAGUAGUUUUGGAGGUGGGAAGAAUUCGAAGGCGCCACCUACUUCGUCUUCGUCUAGUUCUAGCUAUAGUACAGCACAUGGAGGAGCCCGUCGUGGUGGAUUGGUCGAUCUUACAAGAGGUAGUGGCCCUUACGAUUUUCAACCUGAUCUGGCAUCGUUCGUGCGUGGAGGUAGCGAACUACUAGCACAUAGUCGGACCGCAUCAGCAGACAGCCUCUGCACGCGGCCGAGUACGGUUAGUAGCAGCCUUUUAUGACAGGGAAGAAAAGACUAGGGUGGAUCAAUAAUUAAGUAGUAAAUAGAGCGAUUAUUCUGAUUGUCAUUGGUGUUCAAUAUCAACAAUGGGAUGAUUUUUACGUACAUUCACUACAUUCACACUUUCUCAUAGAGCAUCAAACCACUGACCUAUUCCAAUAUAUAAUGUUCUCCUUAUUUCUUCAACUUCAUAUCUCGAUUCCGUCUUUUCCGAUUGUAACCUGCCAAGCACGCCAUCCGCAAGUUCCGUAGCAGAUACGACUCCAAGGAGUGACCUCGUAGGACUUGCAGAGCCUUCACCAGAAGUACAUCAACCUGUUAGUUCUUCUUCGUCUAGUUCAGGGGCCUCCACUCUGACGAUGCUGAAGAACAACAUCAAGAGCAGCACAGCGCAGUUACUAGCUUCUGCACCUUUAUUCUCAACAGGAGGGUCCUCGUCUUCGUCAUCAUCUUCGAAGAUGCAACUUGUUGUACCACAGGAUAACGACUGUAAGGGUAAGCCUACUACUACAAGAACUACAGCGGCACCAUCAUGUGGUGCACGUGGAGAAGCAAUCCCAGGUUUUUUCAAUAAUGCAGGUGGAAGAGCAAGAAAAGACCGCCAUAGACCUCCACAACACUGGAUAAGCACACAGAGUACCAAAAUGCAGGAGCAGAUGAGUCGUGUGCAGCGUGGAUCGUCGUUUCAUUUAUGGAUAUUUAACACUCAAAUGAACAGUACACAUAGACUCAUAACGUUCCAUGUAUAAAUUAACACUCAUGUACAACAAGACACUCAACAAGUUCAUAUCGUUCCUAUGUAAGUACCUCAUUCAAUCAUCAGUACCAGACCGACGUAGUGGGAGUUAUACGAUCCUCCAUUACUUAGGCUGGCUAGACGACCUCUAAUCCGACCACACGAAGGCUGCGACUGUAUUCGCUGUAGCGUCGCACUUUUGGACAAGCAUCGUGAUGUGAGCAAUUUCUCACACAGCUACAUUUAAGAGUUUCGACAUUGCAUUCUUCACCACGAUGCUUCACCCGUUUGCCAGUAGGAAAAGGGUCAACAAGGAUGAUCUGAGGAAUGCGAUAUCGUAGCCUCUAAUGCCUGUAUUCCUACUGCCUGUGGUUGUUGCAGUUUGGUACUCGGAGUUUCUUUUUGAACAAGAAGAUUGUGCCGACUCUCCGAUUCCUCGGCGAUAUCAAGAUGCCCACUCUGAUCGUGCCCUUUAAGAGGACAAGCAGAGCAAGAUUUUCGUUGCCGGUACUAUUUUUAGGAUAAAGACCGACGCACAGCGGAUUCACUACUAAUUUGAGGAGUGAUGAAUUUGAGUCGCAAUUUGGAUUGUCACUUCUCGUUUUGAUCUACAUCCUCUAGUCCUCCAUGACUAUCUCUUUCCCUGCUUCAACAUUCGAUGUCUUUCAGGUUCGCGAUCCAGACGAAGUCCUCAACGAAUACUAUGGCAGAACCGGAGAAAGCCGGUCCCUGAGACGAAAGACCUAUUGGGGAACAAAGGAGAAACCUGAGGUGAAUCGCGGUAGAGAAGCACGGCUCAAGGAGAUCAAAUGUGACUGGCUGUGGCCCAACCGUUUGACUCCUCAUUUAAACGGCCGAGGAUCAAAGGCGAAGAGUGGUUCGUCGUCGAGUGGUAGGAAGAACAAAGAUUUUAAUUUCUGUAGUACCUCUAGUAGCAGUAGCACUAGCACUACCGGUCGUGGUAAAAAUCCUGAUAAUGGAGCAGCGGCUGUUCCUUCUUCAGCUGGUGGUACAACAUGUUGCACGCCAUCCUCGUGUGGACCACGACGAGGCGACUACUCAGGCUUUGAUGACUCUAGUGCUCCAUACGAUGAAUACGAGGGCUUCGAAAAUACAGAGGAAGGUGGCUACAGCAGUGAAGAGGAGACAUCACCGGCCGCUGCAGCAGCUGACCUGUUCAACGAUAGGAACAAAGUAACUGCUGGGAACAAAACCUUGUCCUCUAGAUCUAGUAACGAUGAAGAUUACGGAGAAGCUUCAGCUUGCAUUGAUCCAGAACUAGUAAAGCAUCUGCGGAAUGCGUUGCCACGACCGCAGCGGAAGAGCAGUCGAGGAGAUGGUGAAGCUCCAGACGAAGUUCCACCACCUCAUCUCCCGUCUCAGAGGAUGAGUUCCUCUCCAUCUUGCGCAUCAUCUUCAUCUAGUAGCUCUUCUCCGAAAUUGACGAAACAAGAGGUAAAGAGCCUACGGUGGCAUCGUUACAGAAGCAAAAAGCCAGAAUUUGUCGUGAAGUCUGAUCCGCGAUUUUUAGCUGCACUGAGGAACCCAAAGCAGCGGGUGAUAUACUUCAUACACGGAGGAGGGUAUUUCUCAACAUGGUAAAUUGUUGGAGUUUCAUACAUUUGAUUUGCACGGUCUUCAAGAAGAUCAUCUACUAUGAUAAGCAAUCUUUUCUUGAUUAAAGAACACUGGUUAGUAUUUUUUCCGGCACAAGAUUAGAGAGAACCUCUUCCAGGUACGUCGUCUGUUCCACCCAGACACAUCGCGGCUUGGAGUACAAUCUAGUGGACAAGACUGGCUAUAUGUUGUUCACGAUAAACUAUAGACGACCCCCAGACGUCGACAUCGUUGUAGCGAUAGACGACUGCUUGCGAGGGUACUCCUCCGCCAUCUUUGCUUUUGACGAAGUAUGUAGAUGUACACAUAACAUCAACAGAACUAGUACCCAAACUACGCAUAAUGCUCUCUAUAUCCAUGGACACGAAGCAAAGAGGAACUAUAUCCUCGAUUACUACCACCUCUCAGAUACCUCCACCUUACCCAAACGUUGGGCAUCGAUCCGUCUCGCAUAUCCUUAUUCGGCGACUCAGCCGGAGGCGGUCUCUGCUUCAAUCUGAUGCAAGUGCUCAAGGGACAACUCUAUGGUGGUACUCUUCACGCCCAUGGGGCUCUGAGUCCUCUGAAAUCAUUCAGCAGUCGAAGAGCGACGUCUCUAGAUGGCAGGCGAGGCAAGUACGCAAGGCGAGAGAUGAAACAGAAAGUGUCAACGAGUCCGGAUUUGCUGCACAUAACCAGCACAACCUCUGCAGCCUCUGUGAUACCUGCUAGUGUAGCUGAUAUGAGAAUGAGUUCAAUAUCAUCUCCCUUGCGUGGCAAAGAGGAGCAGGACUCCUACAACACACUGCAAAGCUUUUCAAGCGGUCAACAAGAAGCUGCAACAGCAGCGAGCGUACUUCCAGAACCUGCAGAGAAGCAGGGUCCCGGUCCCUCAAUGGGACCUAGUAGUAGUAGUAGUACUACUACUACUACCAACUCAUCUGAUGAACAUCAAACAGCUGCUAGACAAAUAAACAAGAACAACUCAUUUAGCGAGAAGCAGAAAACGAACACCAAGACACAUGAUAUGCCAGGGAUGCCACGAAGUGCAGUGUUCAUUUCGCCAUGGGUAGACUUCACCGCUUCGGAGAGUUCAGAUGCGAGCUUCGUGCUGAACAAAAAAUUAGACAUCUUUCGACCAGAAGGGGUACUACGAUUUUCUUGUGCGGAUUUACCUAAUUCGGCUCCGUGCUGCACAAUUUUCUUGUACUAACAGUUUUUAGCUCCUUUACCUGAUAAUUUAUCGUCUCCACAUGCAGAUCUUGAGAGGUGGACCUGACUGACACUGGUGACGUGAAUGUGUAUCAUGUGAUUAUUUUUUCUUGACUCUAGUAUGACUCAUAAACUCGAAUUCCAGGUAAAGCGAAUCGCUAACAUCGUUGCCAGCGGGAGUCGAAGUGUAGAGCAUCUGUGGAACCCUCUCGUGUCGCCUACCUACUACGAGGAUCUGGCUGGGUUUCCGCCUAUACUAAUCACUGCCGGCGAGCACGAACUCUUUCGAGAUCAGAUCAUCGAGUUCGUGGAUAAACUUAAGAUGACUUUUUUUUAUUCAGACUGCCAAAUAGAUUCGCAUAAAGAGGACUUUUUUAGAUUUCAUUUUCUGGAGGAGCAUGCAACAUCUUAAUUGGAAGUACGGUACCUACCAUAAUAUUAGGAUCCGCAACAGCAAAUCAUGUGGGUUCGUAGAAUAGUCUCUCUCAAACCAUACACUUCUUAAGGAGCAUUUUGAUCUUACUUAGGACAGUACUACCUACCAUAAUCCUACUAGGUAGGGGGAAUUAUUGCUAAGAUGCUCCUGAAGAUGAAUUAAUAAGGUAAAAAUGGUAAGCUCUAACAAACUCAGGAGUGUAGGAGAUGAGUUCGAAAUAGCCGAGGAAACCAGUGGAGAGUCAAGCAUGGAGGCAGGUGAAGGCAUAGGACGAGCUGUAAGUAAAAAGAAUCACGUAGAAUUCGAAUUAUAUCAAGAUAUGUGCCACGUGUUUGAAAUUUUUUUUCCAGUUCAGGGCACUGCGGCAAGGGCAUUCGAUAGCAUAGUACGCUUCUACCAAGAAUAAAGCAUAUCAGAUGUCGUGAUCUGUUACUUUACAGGUUUAGACAUUUAGAUCUAGAUCUACCCAAAGCAAUUUCGCAAAUAACAGGCUAGUAAUACUAUGGUGCUGUUGUAGCUACUAGACCAACUACAAGAAUGAUAUUUCGUGGAGGUAUAAUUACUUCGACGUAUCAGUCUUUGAACUCCAUACAAGCAAAUCUGAAUCCGUAAAGACGCGAUGCCUUAUUUACGGAACGAGUUUAUAGUUUUCAAGAGUUGUUUCAAGUUCACGUUACGCAACAACUACGACGCUUAGACAUUUUUCCUUUUCCAUUUUGCAUAUUUGACUUCCUUCUCCUUGUUCUCGAUCGAAUAUUUAUUGUUAUGUCAUCCCCUCGUAGAAAUAUCCAAUACAACAGUUACGCCGGAAAGGGAGAUGUGGGACCUAAGAUUGUCCCACAUUCGUUUUCGCCAAUCGCGGCAAAGAUGUUGAGUUUUGACUUUUAUCAGCGCAUUAUCUUUUUCCAUAAAAGAAAGAAAUUACUUCCACUACCUAGUUAGUAGUUCCAUCCCGCUAGCUUCUACCCAUGGGGAUGAAUGAAUGAAUCAUAUUCUCCCUUUUGCACAGAAAUGCCGCACGCAGCGCUCCACUGAUAAUCCUUCCCGAGUCGGCGCGUUGUCAUGGGACGAUGCUCAUUUAGAGUGUAAGCACACAUCACAGCUGGGUGGCUCUCUCACUGAUGAUUUGGUAGGAGCGGGUAUCAAGCUAUUAUGCUGAAUUUUGACAGUGAUUUGCUAGUACUUCCAGCAAGCACUAUAAAGAUAAAAUGUUGUACUCGUAUUUUUUUGCAAUCCCCUGAGUGACUACGCUGCAUGUGCCUAUCGCGCGUUGUAACUUUAAGUACUCACCUGAUGGACUCAGACUGAGAGGUCUUAUUCAUCUGUCCUACUGUCAUAUGGACGCUUGCAGGGUAUCUAGAAUAAAUCAACAUCGACACAUCUUCAUCUUCUUUAUUUUUGGUUCAAUCUUUUUGAUGUUGGGCAUGUGUAUAAUUUCAACAUAAUUACUCUUGCUCUUACUCACACGGAUAAUGAUAAAAAAAGGCAGCGCAUCAUAUUAGAGAUUUUCAAGAAUAUCAAACAUGUUGGUUCCUUUCCAUGUCUUGUCAUCAAGUCAUUUUCAUUAUUUGGAAUCACGUAGGUCGAUACUCGUUAUCUUUCACUCAUGUUGAGUCCCUUCACUCACGGUUAUCUUUCACUCAUGUUGAGUCCGAGACUCCUGCACCCUCACUCAGGAGAGAUUGAUGGUCUAUACUAGAUUUUCUAUCAUGAGAAUUUAUUCUAUUCUAGGAAUAGCUUCUGCAUUUUCGAAUUUAUGUCCUCUGUAUUAAGAGGCAACACACUAAAGACUCCUAAAUAUUACUGUAAACGACGUAUGAUAUAAUAGGGAUACAUGAACCACCUAGCAUAGGCACAGCUAGAUUCCCGCCAGUCCCUGUUUCUCUUCUCCCGUUGUAUUGAGGGAAGUGAGCAGGAGAUGACCCUCGCCUUGGAGAUGACUCUCGUCUUGUUGUAGGCGUAGGUUCUGGAUGAAUUGACAGACUGGCUUGUGAUCUGUCGACCGUUUGUAUUACAGAGGCCUGCCUCGUC